This is a messenger RNA of Cokeromyces recurvatus, 7973 nucleotides long. RefSeq lists its product as uncharacterized. Lineage: Eukaryota; Fungi; Mucoromycota; Mucoromycetes; Mucorales; Mucoraceae. The record is from RefSeq and is a predicted model, not a curated record. Gene Ontology annotation, biological process: regulation of GTPase activity. The coding region runs from base 190 to 7896 and encodes 2568 amino acids. The transcript is spliced from 15 exons.
UGAAUAUAAGAACAGGUACCAAACUUUAAAUUAUCAUUUAAUACUGAGUUUCAAUUUGUGUAUAUAGUCGCGGCGUUGAUCGAGUUAUCCAAGUAUAAAAUAUCGAUUGUUGCAAAUACAUUAGGCUAUGUUUUAGAAAGUGUUUCUAAAACACACCAAAUUUUUGAACAAAAUGUACCAAUAGAAAUUAUGCAAUCAAAAUUAUUUGUCCUUCGUCUAUUAUCUGCCUGUAUGCAACAUCAUUGGCAAUAUUGUCGUGAUUUGGAAAAAAAUAAAGAAUCACCAACAACUGAAAUAAAUGUGACAUUACCACCGCUUGAUGGGACCUUGGUUACCUAUCUUUUGGUUCUAAUGAGUCGAUAUGUCACUCAAUAUCAUUUGAUCGAAGAAGCAAUAAGUUUAGACCAAAAUACAAAUACAACCCCAUUUAUGGACUAUAGUGAAUGCGAAAGUGGAUAUACAUAUGAACAGAUUAAGCUUAGUUUAAUUACUGACAUUUACAAAGCGGCUUCAAAGAUCUUGUAUUAUAUUAGUGCCAGUAAUUGGGAUGCUUAUUAUGCAAAAAUUAAAAAUGCUGUAUGGUGUUUGGAUACAAUGAAUGGAACUGCCGCUGAUAAAAUUCCACCUGAAAUUAGAAUGCUUGAAAGUAGCUGUCUAACAAGAGAAAAGCUAUGUACAAUUUUUUCGAAAUUAAAUCCGUACUAUCUUCAUAUGCGACUUGAAGGGAAAUUAAUAUUCUCCAAAAUGAUACGUAAGGCAAUUUGGAAAUGGAUCGAAGCUUAUCCAAGUCAAUUUGCUGAAGUCUGUGCUAGUGAUGCACAUCUUCUUCCAGGAUCAGAGGUUUUAUUUGAUAUGUGUAGUGCAACAGCAGAUAAUUCAAGAAAAAAAUCAAUAUUGUGGCCACUUCAAACAAUCUUGUUAAUUUUAUCUCCUCAACUCUUGACACAAGCCUUUUUAGAUACAGCUCCUAUUCAUAAUCGCAGAGGCAACUUUAUUGGUUUAUUGAAGAAAUCAUUACUACAGACAACAAGAGAUGUCGAUAUCGCUGCUGUAUGCUAUGUUGAUUUAUGUAAGGCGGCAACGUAUGUUCCUCCUAACAAUGAAUCUGUAUUACGUUCUAUUGCUGCAGAUGCAGAAGCAGAUCUCAAAGAAAAAGUCUGGAAUUUUAAUAAAUCAUUAAGCUCAGAAUCGAUAGGUUAUGUCAUUAAUCAAAGAGCAUUAACAACGGAUUUUUUAUUUUCUUGGAUUCGGCUUUAUCCUGAGGACACAUUAGAGAAUAUUAUUCCCUCUUGUAUCAACGAAAAUGUGCCGAUUUUAUUUAAAUUAGCGUUUAUCAAAACAUGUCUCGACAUAGUAGACGAACAAAAUUAUUUACCUUGGAAUCCAUCCAUUUCUUCCAUGUAUAACGGCUUGUGCACACCACUUCGGACACUCUUUUUGCAAACAGUCUAUAUGGACCUCAAUAGUAAUCCCAGUCAUAAAAAGAAAGAAACGCAUAGUAAACAUAAUAAUCGAGUCGAAUUACUGUUGGAAAUGUUGAGAUUAUUCAGAAUUGAUACACGGUUAGCCACUUUUGGUCAUGAUACGAGCCGAGUCAAGGAAAAUAGUGACUUUAUGGUGGGAUUAUCCAUGUUAUUUCAACACCCUGUGCAACGUGUUCGACAAGGUGGAUUAGAAUUACUUGUAAGGUUGCAUCAACCAGAAAAAAUUAUGGAAUGGGGCCCAGCAGAGACAGUUCUGUCCAACUUUUGGAGUGUUUCUUCUCCUGCUAUUCUUCAACUGGCUAGACAAAUUUUGGAUUACAAAUCAAAUGAUGAAAAUCUAAAGACUCUUCUACAACUCUUGGUUAAGCUCUUUAAAGAAAGAAAUACGUUUCUAAAAACUAAACAGCAAUUAAUAAUUCCUGAAUUUACUAAUACAAGAGAAAGGUUACAAGCAUCUGUUGCACUCGAAAUUGCUCUUCUUGUUUCUUUAUGCUCAUCUAAUAAAGAUAUAUGCGAUGAAUCUCUCAAAUGUUUUCAUGUUAUUUGCAAAGAAUCUAGAAUGGUAGAUGUAGGAGGAGAAUUAAAUUCAUUGACAAUAUUAUGUAACCUAGAAGUAUACGAAGACUUAUCAAGGGAUAAUUCGAAAUACAUUGGACGUAAGGCCCAACAGAAACGUAUUAGGAAAUAUUUACGUAUGUUGCCUCAUCAUACACCAGCACAUAUGGCAGCAUGGGAGGAAGCUUGGAAGCGCUGGAUGCAAUUAACAAUCUUGAUAAAAAGGUAUUCUGAUGACAUAGCUGAAGAUGGUUCCAGUGACUUGAGAACUUCAUCUAUUAAUAAUCCAAUCGAUUUAUCCUCAGCACUUAAUGUGAUUGGAAGCAAUAAUAAUAUGAAUAAUAAUAAUAAUAAUAAUAAUAAUAACAAUAACAGUAACAGUAACAGUAAUAAUAAUAAUAAUAAUAAUAAUAACAGCAAUAAUAAUAAUAAUAAUAAUAAUGGAUUGAACAGUGUUACCAGCAAUAGUGUUUAUAGUGGGAACAAAAAGUUACCUCGUAGUAAUGAAAAGCCUAAAUCAACUAGUAAUUUAACAAUAUCCUCCGCACAAAAUGUACCAGCAAAACAAAAUUUAGACAGAUAUGAAGAUAAAUUAGUUGAAUGGCAAAACUUGACAGGAUUUUUGGCUGCCCUUGGUGGUUGCUGUUUAUUAGAUGAUCACUUUGAAUGGAUGAUGGAACAGCAUAGAUUAUCGAAUGAACCUAUGAUAAUGGCUGAUCGAUUUAUCGGUGAAAUGACGGAAUUACUAGUAUCAGAUAAUAUGUAUAUAUCUGAGGGCAUUAAAGACACGUUAGGUAAUGAUCUAUCUCCCACCCUCUAUGUAAUUUUAUUCCAGCAUUGUGAAGCUUAUAUCAAAAAGUGUUUUGACUCUAAUGGUGGUGCUAUUCGUAGUCGCAAAAAUAAGCUCUUUGUUGAACAAUCUGUCUUGGUGUUACGAUUGAUCUUAGACCGGUUAGUCAAUACCAGUGAUUGCUUACUAAAUGUGGACUUUAGUAACUUGAUGAGCCAAUUUGCAGAUUAUUUAAAUGGCCUUCCUAAUACGUACAUCACAUUACGUGUUAAAGUUAAAAUGUGUCUCUUAAUUGAAGCUGUUAUGCAAAAAAGAGAGCAACUUAUUAUUAGAAAUGAGAUUAGAGUUCGAAAUAAAUUAUUGGAGAUAUGUGUUGAAUGGACAAGUGAAUAUGCAUCCCUGCGCAAGCCAGUAGAUACAAGUCAACAAGCUGAAAUACUUCAGAAAGAUUUGGAUCAAGCAUGCUUAAAAGCUAUUGUCAGUCUUUUGCAUCAACUUCCACUUCAAUCAUCAGAAGCAGAGAGGCCUGUAAAUGGCUCACAAAUGAAAAAUAAAUUGUUUCUAAAAUAUUUCGAGUAUUUCAUAAAAUUACUCGACAAAUACAGACAAACAGAAGCUAGUUUGAACAGAUUAACGAUCAGUAAUAAUUCAACUUCUACAAGGGACUCUUCAUUAAAGUCAUCUGGUAGUGACACAUAUCAAGAUAUAGGUCAGAUGAAAGAGCUUACAAUUCUGGCCAUGUCUCAUCUACUCAGUGCUAAUGUUGAUGCAGGUCUUAAAUAUUCAUUAUCCAUGGGUUAUGAUGAUGAUCCAGUGACUCGAACGGCUUUUAUGCGUGUUUUAUCAAAUAUUUUAGAUCAAGGUACAGAAUUUGAAACUUUAGCUGAAAGUGUAAUGACUGAUAGAUACGAAAAGCUGAUCGAUAUACUUGUGGAAGCAGAUAUGGAAAUCAUUCUAUCUCUAUGUGAAGUAUGCCCAUCUCAAGAUACUACAGGUAUUGCAGAAACACUGUUGAUUUGUUUUGAAUCUCGAAAUAAAGUGAUUCCAUUGCUAAAAACGGUUAUACAGAAGGAACUAUCACUUACAAGACAAGAGGCUACUUUAUUUAGGGGCACAACAAUAGCUACACGUAUUCUAUCAAUAUAUGCAAAACUAUCUUGUUUAGAUUAUGUUCGAAUAACAUUGCAGCCAGCUAUGGAAGAAAUUAAUGCUUUAUCUGAAGAGGAAUUAACUUGGGAAUUAGAUCCACAGAAAGUUAAUUCAAUGCAACAAGUCAUGAUAAAUAAAAGGAAUGUCAUAAGAGCAACAGAAAUUCUUUUGAAUACAAUUUGCUUAUCCAUUGAAAGUGCGCCCAGGUCAUUUAGAGAGGAAUUGUACUUAAUUAGUACCUUAGUCGGUGAAUGUUUUCCUGAAGCGCAAUCAACAGCUGUUGGAAGCUUUGUCUUUCUUAGACUCUUUGGUCCAGCCAUUGUUACCCCAGAAAAUGCAGGCUUUGCUAAGCAUGUAUUACCUAAAAAUAAUAACGUCCGAAAAAUACUCUUACAAGCAACAAGAGUCAUGCAGAACUUGGCUAACAAUAUUCUGUUUGGUUCCAAGGAGACACAUAUGAUUAUAUUAAAUGAUUUUUUAACAAGCAAUAUUUAUCGAGUCACUAAUUUUUUAAGAGCCAUCUCAACAUUACCUACGAAUAAGCAAGAUGAUUUUACAGGAGCCAUUCGAGUGGAUCAAGUGGGUUAUGCUAAGCUUCAUAAAUACCUUUCAGAUAAUUUAGAACGUGUAUCUCGUGAUUUAACUAGUCGUAGUAAGACAAGGGAUUCAGAUACGCUUUUAAAGUGGAAGAGAACACUUGAUCGACUAUCUAAUAUUCUAGCCCAACUUGGACGACCUUCUGAUAUAGUUUCUGAACUAUCUUAUACUCGAAAUUAUACACUUGCUAAUAGUAACCAUUACUAUAGUGAAUUUAUGCGUCGAAAUGAGCAUCGAGAUUUGUCUGUUAUUAGUUCUCAAAAUAUAUUUUACAUGGGUGGUAAAUCUAAAGGUGGCAGACCUGUGUUCUAUAUGAUUUGUCGUGCUGUUGAUGCAGACGAGACGGAUUUUGAACUUUUAAUCUACUACAUGCUACGCGUUAUGGAACCUUAUUUAGAUAAUCCAUUUGAAUUAUUAUUUGAUACUACAGAAUUUAGUUCAACUCGGGCUAUACCUAUUCAUUGGAUGACUCAAUUCUUUCAAUUAAUUUUCAGUGAAAUGAAUGAUUACCUAGUAUCACUUCAUCUUUAUAAUCCAAACACAUAUCUACAAAAAUAUAUUCAAAAGCUACCACGUACUAUUGUCAAUAAGCUAGUGAAAAGAACACACUUCUCAUCUAGUUUGAAUGACCUUUAUGAGCAUAUUGCUCCUAAUAUGAUAAGGCUACCUAAAGAGACACUCGAUCUUGAAAAAGAAGUAAGUGUAACCAUAUCUUCUGUCACUAGGAUUACCCACUUGAGAUCUUCGAUACCAGUAAUUGUUAAAAUCGGACCAGAGCAUCUACAAGUGAUUACUUUAAAAAAGCAAGAAAUUUUAUACAACUUGAAUUCUAUUUUAAGAGAUGUACAUCAUAUUUCAAACCUUGAAGAUAUUACAAUUUUACCAUCAACAAAACCAGAAGGAGGGGAUAUUUCCAUUAAAUAUGAUAAAGGAAAAUCGACAAUGAUACUUUCUUCAACAAAGAGAGAUACUAUACUUAAGUAUUUUCGUCAUAGUAAACAACGUUAUGAAACAUCAUCAAAGCCUGCAUCUAUUAAUGAGCAAUACAUUAUACGCCCAAAUGAUGUACCUGGCAGAUUACUUAAUAUGGCUUUAUUAAAUCUUGGAAGUCCAUACCCAAGUCUCCGAUUAGCAGCAUACAAUCUGCUUUAUUCACUAAGCUUAUCCUUUCGAUUUGAUGUGGGUAAUCAAUUAUUAAAUGCAAAAGAUUUAUGUAUUCCUUCGAAUAGUUCCGAUUUUAUAGUUAGUAUUAGUGAAAGUUUAGCGAAAUCCGAACGUCAUUUAACAUUGGAAUUCCUAAAUGAAGCAUUUAUUGGGUUUGAAAAGUCAAACACGUCGAUGAGACAGUUAUGCUUAGAUUACAUGGCACCAUGGCUACUUAACUUAUCCAUGUUCACACAUAAUUCACUCGAUAACUAUAAUAAGAAUGUGUCAAAAACAAGGGAUGUACUAAGGCACUUGAUUGAUUUAACUGUUAAAAGACCUGAGCUGUAUAAACAUAUUCAGGCUCGAACAUGGAAAACAAUUAUGGAGGUAAACGAUGUGAUGGAUCUCGUAGUUAAUUGCUUUGUUCAAUACUCGGUCAAGUAUGGUGCUGGUUCACCACAGGCUGAAAUCAUUUCAGAUACGUUAGUGACUAUGUCAAGCAUAUGUAGUCGAGGAAAAGUGAUUAAUCGUAUGAAACGAGUCUUAGAGAGCACCUCUAUUCAGCCUUGUAGACAAUUAACUGAACACCCAUCUUGGAAUGAAAUUGCUGUUUUACUUCGAUUUAUUUUGAUGCUAUCAUUUAGCAACACCGCGUAUAUUGUUCCAUAUAUACCUGAGGUAUUUCAUAUAGUGACUAUGUUGGUCGUUACUGGACCCACUUUUAUUCGAUCAUCUGUCCAUGAACUUGUAGUCAAUACGAUUCAUACUCUUUGUACUACAAACAAGUUAUUAGCUGACGAAAAUAUGAAAAAACUUCAAUUUGUGUUGAAUGAUGUAUGUGAUAGUAAAAAUAGAGUAUCGUUUGGUUUAACAAAGCAACAUGCAAAUGCAUUUACAAUCACGCAAGAGACAACUACGGAUAUUAUUGAAUCUGUUAACUUGAUAUCUUUACAAAGCAUCAUAAGACUUUUACUGGACACACUAAGUUACGGUGCACCUACAACUGAUAUCGCUAAUAUAUGGAGAGCAAGAUGGAUGGGACUUGUGACGAGAACGGCAUUUUGUUUUAAUCCUGUAAUCCAACCAAGAUCGUUUGUUGCACUAGGAUGUUUAGCACAAGAAGAAGUCGAUGAUGAUUUAAUCUAUCAAAUAUUAAUUGCCUUACAAAAUGCCUUGACCAUCUUUGAUCAAUUGGAUUCUAAUUUGAUUGUCAGCAUAAUGAUGUGCCUUAGCAAUAUAAUCGAUAGCCUUCCAAUGAAAUCAAUUUACUUGUUGCAUCUCUUUUGGUUAGCUAUUGCCUUAGUACAAAUAGGUCAUCCUGCUAUAUUCCAAACUGCUGUUCAAUUCCUUGAAUCCGUGCUACGUGCAUUAUAUUCAAGAAAACUAUUUGCUCAACGACCUGUUGAAGAAGUAUUGUUGAAUGCUCGAAUUGACAUUAUAGCUGAUGAACUUGAUCAAGCAUGUGGUGUUAACUUUAAAGAACACUUCUCAUUUGCUAUAGCUGUUAUAUUACUGAAAGGAUUAAAACAAUGUGAUAACAAGGACGUUGUCUUUGCCUGUCUAGCCGCCUUUCUUGAAAUUAGUUCCAAACAGCGACCUAUGGAACAACCAUGCUGGAUUGAAGCUCGAACACUAGGAUAUUUUGCAGGACUUUUACCAUUUGCAGCAAAGGACGAUAACUUGAGAGAAUUGUUACGUUUAGCUGGUGUCAAUGAUAUAGAAUUAGAUGAAGAAAUCAAUUUCAACACUUUACGUUUAUUUGAUAUAUUUGAAAUUCCAGAUAAUAGUACAGCCUUAUUAUUUGUGUCCUUGAUUGUUGCCUUGUUAAAUGCUUCUGAAAGUGAAUAUGAAAAACUGUUCUUGUAUCGUCUAUUGUCUGAUACAGCUGUUUCCGUUCCUGAAGUUUUUGCACUUGUUUAUGAAUCAUUGCUUCCAAAAAUGAAUCAAAUAGUAGUCAAUAGUCAAAAUUAUGAAAUAACUGAAGCAGUGAACACUAUCUUGGUGACAGUUUGUUCAGAGCCACUCUUUAAUGUAACACAUAAACGCACUCAAAAUUGGGGACUUGAAAAUUUGAAGUUUGCAUCUUUAUGCGAUCCAACGUUUGGUGCUAUUAAUACUAAUUAUAUUUUAAAUGCAAAGUUAGCAAGUAAGUUGGUGGGAUACAUUACAGCUUAACAAUGGGGUUAGAAUUAAUAUGAAUAACAGCAUUCUCACAUACCAAAAAAUAAACAAUUUUUAUUUUAUUUCUUUUU